CCACGGACGUUCUGUUGUGACGUUUACAAUUUUUUCUCGGUCUCGCUGUCAAAACCGUUUCCACCGCUGUCGGCGGCGUGUUCGUGGUGUGAAAAAUCGUAAAAAAUUUCGAUUGUUUUACGGGCGACACGUAGCCAUUAACACCUAGCAGUCCUUGCGAUGUCUUCGCACCGAUUAACGGUCAUUUGUUCAGUGAAAACCCCAUAAAAAUCCACCGCCACCCGGAAGUAGAUUGAAACCAGCUGUUUUUGACAAGUCAAGCAAUAGGGGCAAACCCCUCAGGAACGGUUUUUUUGAAUUAAAAACCCCCGGAAAAUGAUGUGGCUUAAGGUCAGUACCAGUUUGCUAUGCGUCUUAAGUAUCGUGCUAUCGGUACAGGGAGGUUUACUGGAAGGCAUCUAUUGUGGAAAAGAGAACUGCUAUGAUGUCUUACAAGUGACCAGGGAGGCUACCAAGAGUGAAAUAGCCAGGAGCUACAGGAGGCUGGCCAAGCAGUACCAUCCAGACUUAAGGAGGGACAAAGAGUCUAAAGAAGAGGCUGAGGAACUGUUCAAAUCCCUGGCCAAUGCUUAUGAGAUAUUGAGAGAUGAUGAGAGCAGAACUGAUUAUGACUACAUGUUAGAUAACCCUGAUGAGUACUAUGCCCAUUAUUACAGAUAUUACAGGCGUAGGGUGGCCCCCAAAGUAGAUGCCAGAAUAGUCAUAAUAUUCACCAUAACAAUAAUCUCUGUUGUACAGUAUUACUCUGCCAAGCAGAGGUAUGACAAUGCAAUAACAUACUUCAGUACAGUGCCAAAAUAUAGAAACAGGGCUCAAGAUAUUGCUAAGCAAGAGGGCCUACUGCCAGACAAUAAUAAAAGGGGGGGCAAAAAGCACAAAGUUUCCAAAGAAGAAGUGGAACAGGUCAUCAGGAAAGUGAUUGAGGACAAAAUGGACAUCAAAGGGGCCUAUGCCAAGCCCCAGAUCUGGGAUGUGAUCUGGUUCCAAUUGAUUUUCUUGCCCUACACCUUGUCCAAGUACCUCUACUGGUUAGGCUCUUGGUACUGGCGCCACAAUUAUAAAAAUGAACCAUUUAAUGAGGAGGAGAAACUGUAUUUGGUGAGGAAAUACAUGAAAAUGGGCCAGCACCAGUUUGACUCCCAAGAGGAUGACAGGAAACAAGAGUUUCUUGACAGGGAGUUAUGGAUCAGGGAGAAUUUUGAUGAAUGGACCAAGGAACAGGAGGAAAUCACCAAGAAACAGUUGGCAGAGAACAACCGGUACAAGCAGUACAGGAGGUACCUCAAGCAACAUGGAGUGAGCAGGAUGACCUUUGAUGAUUCCUGAAAACUAAUGUGCACAAAUUUAAAAUGCAGGGUGUAGAAUUAUUUUUGUAUAAAUUGCCUUGUUGAGGGGCUUAGUUUUAAGUAGGUAUUUAUUUUAAUAAAUUGUUUCUUGGAAUUUCGUACUAAAAAAAUGACAAAUUUACGUGUAAAAUUAGCAAGAAUCUGAAAUAGUUAUUGUUAUUGUCAAAUCAUUUUAAGCAUACAGUGUUGAAUAAAAAUGUAUUUCCUUUUUUA
Messenger RNA from Anthonomus grandis grandis, 1559 nucleotides. Its product is annotated as dnaJ homolog subfamily C member 25 homolog. NCBI's taxonomy places the organism in Eukaryota, Metazoa, Arthropoda, Insecta, Coleoptera, Curculionidae. The transcript has a single exon. Gene Ontology annotation, cellular component: endoplasmic reticulum membrane. Gene Ontology annotation, biological process: protein folding. The coding region runs from base 316 to 1326 and encodes 336 amino acids. The record is from RefSeq and is a predicted model, not a curated record.